AUGGAUGCGCAGAGUGACACAGCCGCCACGGACGGUCAGACCAGACCAGCACUCUCUCCACCCGCCGAGAUCGCAGUCCCCAGCACGCCGACUCCAGAGCUGGGGAGCCCAGGACGGCAGUCAACCGCACAGGCUCAGUCGCAGAGUGACCGCACCAGCUCUGAGAAGCCAGCGACAGCUUCACCGACGCCAACCAGGCCGUCGUCGUCUUCUGACAUGACUCCCCCCCCGUCCACCCGGGCGUCGGCAAGCGUGUCGACGCCGGCUCAGCGCUCCCGGUCUCAGUCGCAUCCGUUUCUCGCCUCUCCGCCGUCGACGGUCAACCAGUCGCUGUGUGAUGCAUACGGCCUGUCAGAGCGCCUGCCUACCGUGGGCGAGAUCGAUGAUGCGGACGAGCCUGCGCUCCGGAAGAUAGCCAACGAGCUGCUUGUCGUCGCCCAGGACUUUCGCAUGUCGGCCGCGCACUUCAAGCUCCAGAACAGCCUCCUCUCGCUCACCAGCAGUGAAGCCGUCAAGCGCGCAGAGGUAGAGCAGCAGCUCGCCAAACGAGAGGUCGAGAUCCUGCAGAGCGACGAGUACCGUGCUCGUCGAGGUAUUGCGCAGGAGGAGUCCGCGCGCAGCCUCCAGAGCCACGAGCUCUCCGGUGCCAGAGCGAGGAUACAGGACCUGGAACAGAUGAACGCUACGCUGGACCGCAGGCUCCACCGAGCGAAACAGAUCAUCGAGGAAAAGUCGGACCAGUACGAGAUGCUGCUGGAGGAGAACGGACGGCUGAAGAAGCGCAUCCGGGACAACCGUGAACAUUUCACCAUGAUGAUGGACGGCGGAUCCCUCCCGUCCAGCCCCCGUGCGGAGCUACAUACGCCACAGCGCAAAGCAGCGGCCGCGCAGCAGCAGCGACACGUCCCCGAGAGUGCUCGGCCCUACAGUGGUAAACAACUCGGCAGCCAGGACCUGCUGGCCACCCUCCUGGCGGCCGACCAGGUCCUGCACGGGGACAGCACACGCAACCAGCCCUCACAGCAGUCCAAGGCCCGGGCCAACCGAAGCUACCACGGCCACACUCGAGGGGCCCAUUCCAUGUCUUCGCUGACUCCCAUCUCCCACGUCAGGAUGUCCGAGCCGGCCCGUUUCUUCACCCCCGUGAACAAGAAGGCGAGAGUGUCCCGGACGUCACCCACGCCCGCAUCGAGGCAUCCGGACGAGCAGGACGGGGACCGCCGUGACCGUGACAGCACCCUGUCCGCCUCCGACGUCGAGGCCGUCACCGACGAAGACAUCCCCGCCUCGCAGGCCAGCUCUCUCGCCACGAGCAUGCUUCGUCGCUAUCCGGGCCCCAGCCAGGAGGCGCCUUCAAUCCCUACCAACAUCGAGCAAACUGUUCGGCCACGUCAAGAAGGCUGGCGUCGACCAGGCGAAACGCAAGAGUAG
Molecule: messenger RNA, 1431 nt
Organism: Microsporum canis CBS 113480
Lineage: Eukaryota; Fungi; Ascomycota; Eurotiomycetes; Onygenales; Arthrodermataceae
Exons: 2
Coding region: 1-1431 (476 amino acids)
Source: RefSeq, a predicted model, not a curated record